Molecule: messenger RNA, 1562 nt
Organism: Carlito syrichta (Philippine tarsier)
Lineage: Eukaryota; Metazoa; Chordata; Mammalia; Primates; Tarsiidae
Gene: STX11
Product: syntaxin 11
Exons: 1
Coding region: 5-868 (287 amino acids)
Biological process (GO): exocytosis; intracellular protein transport; synaptic vesicle fusion to presynaptic active zone membrane
Cellular component (GO): plasma membrane; SNARE complex; synaptic vesicle
Molecular function (GO): SNAP receptor activity; SNARE binding
Source: RefSeq, a predicted model, not a curated record
CAAAAUGAAGGACCGGCUAGCAGAACUCGUGGAGUUGUCCAAGCACUAUGAUCAGCAGUUCCCAGACGGGGACGAUGACUUUGACUCGCCCCACGAGGAUAUCGUGUUUGAAACGGACCACAUCCUGGAGUCCUUGUACCGAGACAUCCAGGACAUUCAGGAUGAAAACCAGCUGCUGGCGGUCGACGUGAAGCGGCUGGGAAAGCAGAACGCCCGCUUCCUCACGUCCAUGCGGCGCCUCAGCAGCAUCAAGCGCGACACCAACUCCAUCGCCAAGGCCAUCAAGGCGCGGGGCGAGGGCAUCCACCGCAGGCUGCGCGCCAUGAAGGAGCUGAGCGAGGCUGCCGAGGCCCAGCACGGGGCGCACUCGGCCGUGGCGCGCAUCGCGCGCACGCAGUACAACGCGCUGACCUUGACCUUCCAGCGCGCCAUGCACGACUACAACCAGGCGGAGAUGAAGCAGCGCGACAACUGCAAGAUCCGCAUCCAGCGCCAGCUGGAGAUCAUGGGCAAGGACGUCUCGGGAGACCAGAUCGAGGACAUGUUCGAACAGGGCAAGUGGGACGUGUUCUCCGAGAACCUGCUGGCCGACGUGAAGGGCGCGCGGGCCGCCCUCAACGAGAUCGAGAGCCGCCACCGCGAGCUGCUGCGCCUGGAGGGCCGCAUCCGCGACGUGCACGAGCUCUUCCUGCAGAUGGCGGUGCUGGUGGAGCAGCAGGCCGACACCCUGAACGUCAUCGAGCUCAACGUGCAGAAGACCCUCGACUACACCGGCCAGGCCAAGGCGCAAGUGCGCAAGGCUGUGCAGUACAAGAAGAAGAACCCCUGCCGGACCCUCUGCUGCUUCUGCUGUCCCUGCCUCAACUAGCAGACCGGCCCGAGCCCUCACCGCCCAUCGUCGAUGGAGAUGUGGCCCGGAAGCGCGCGGGGAAGGACCACCAAAGGCCGGGCCCUCUGCUGGGGAGAGUUGCCCUACCCCUUGGAGAACUCGGCCUUUGGAGAAAGAAGUGCCCCGUUCAAGAAUUCCAACCCAACUCGUGCUCAGAAAGAUGGCUGAUACCGCCCGAUAGUUCUGCAGUACAGAGAUCCCGAUAGGGUUGUGUGAGGUCAUCGGGUGACGAUCGCACUCUUACCCUCUUGAUAGGAGCCAAAGAAGGAACUGACGCCACAUGUGACUGUCAGAUAAAUGUCCUAGGCGUAACACCUCAUAAAGAUUCAAGGAGGACAUCAGUUUUGCAUCUACUCAUAGCAUGAACUCAUGGUUGCAACUUUAGUUUUUAUUUACUCUGUUAUGAAAGUUCCUUGGUUCUGUGCAAUUUUGAGUGAAAAACUGGCCUUAAGAAAAACUGUGUGUCUUUUCCUUCUGGUUCUUUAUCUGGUUUAUGCUCUGUGAUUCUCCUCAAACGUAGACCUCCUUUCUGCUCGGUGGUGGCCAACAUCUUCACCUACUUGUUAAAAUUACAUUGAACACUUUCCUUAUCUCUUCGCUUUUAAUAUCUUUCAUCAGAUUCUAUUGUGGGAUUAUUUUUCCAAAUAUUUUAAAGCACUGGAUAUUGAACAAG